AUGUUUCCUACCGCCGCCCGUCUCUCCCAAGCGGUUCGUGUUACGCUCUUCACCCGUGUCGGCUGCGGACUGUGCGACACGGCAAAACACGCUGUAACUCAAUUACACAAACGGCGGCCCUUUGAAUACUCCGAAUUGGAUAUUAUGGUCCCCACCAACAAGCCAUGGAAGGAUGUUUAUGAGUUCGAUGUCCCUGUCUUACACGUUCAAUCGGUCAAGGGUCAAUCGGAAAACGGAGAAGCCGACCUCUCCGAUCCAAAGAAGCUGUUCCAUCGGUUCACGGAGCAAGAAGUCGAAAUUUUGGUCGACGAGGCCGAGAAGGCGAAAUCGUGA
This is a messenger RNA of Aspergillus pseudotamarii, 333 nucleotides long. Its product is annotated as glutaredoxin family protein. NCBI's taxonomy places the organism in Eukaryota, Fungi, Ascomycota, Eurotiomycetes, Eurotiales, Aspergillaceae. The transcript has a single exon. The record is from RefSeq and is a predicted model, not a curated record. Bases 1 to 333 code for a protein of 110 amino acids.